GAUCAAUUCACAGAGACCCGGCGACACUGGAAAUUUCCAUUUUGAUCGGUUAACACUUUUUUUAACUCGAAAAUCUGGAAUCGCAGUUCACUUGCAGUGCAUCAUAUUAUAGUUUUUUAGAAUGUGUGAUACAACUACAAAGUGCGCCUUACCGUGGAAAGCGUAAUUGAUACCUAAGCUGAAAAGAAAGGAUUUUUUUUGGAUCAGCUGUGCUAAUGGAAUUUCGACUUGGCGUAUUACUUAUCAUCGCAACGUUGUAUGCGGUGCUUAACGGGAGAGUGCAAUGUCAGAAUUACUACAAAAUUCUUGGAGUAAAGCCCACUGCUUCAGCAGGGGAGAUAAAACGAGCUUUCAGAGAUCUCGCUUUGCAACAUCAUCCGGAUAAAAGAAAGCAUUCAACGGACGCCGAAACUUUCAUCCAGAUAAGAAAAGCGUACGAAGUUUUGGGGAACGUAAAGAAGCGACAGCAAUACGAUGCAAAACUUAAAUUCCAGUCGGCCACGUUCAAUUUCGACAACAUCUUUGCUCGACAUAAGCCAAAAACGUCCUCAUCCAAACACGAACAUACGGAUGGUGAACCGGAUUUUUUUGGAUCGGAUUUCCAGUUUGCCGAUAUUUUUAACAUGAUCAUGGAUACAGUUAAGCAGCAGUCGUUUUCACAUCAACGAUCAGAAGAACCGAACCGGAAGAACCAGGACACGAAAAAGGACAGCGAAUUAGUCCGCUUUAUCAUACGAAACGUCGUCAAAGCUUUUGCGCACUGGAAUUCGCCUGAGGGCGACAGUGACACAUAUAGUAAUCCUGAAAACCCGAAUUCAAAUCAACAUCAAUCCCCUUCGCUCAUUAGCCGGCUUUUCGGAGUUAUUCGCGCCUGUGACUUCUCCGGAAACCGCCUGCCGAUUUGGACUUGUGCCAAAGGUUUCAUGAAUCUCUUUGCGUAAAAUUCGAAUACGUUCUUUCGCUAUGGCCCUUUCUGAUUGAUGUUCUGUGAUAAUGGUCAUUCUAGCCAUCGCACUGCUAGAUGUUCGACAUGUGAGUUCCUGCACAUUAUUCUGUAUAAACUGCAGAUAUGAUUGUAAUUUAACCUUAAUUGUAACUUUUAAGCUCUAGCUCAGUACGUAAGCUCACUGCAAAGAACUGAGCAAUAUCAAAUCCAGUAUAAAGAAAUCGGUAUAUCAAGAGCUCACAAUGGUCGAUGCGUACCGUAUUU
Paramacrobiotus metropolitanus is the source of this 1210-nucleotide messenger RNA. RefSeq lists its product as uncharacterized. NCBI's taxonomy places the organism in Eukaryota, Metazoa, Tardigrada, Eutardigrada, Parachela, Macrobiotidae. Gene Ontology annotation, molecular function: Hsp70 protein binding. Bases 216 to 941 code for a protein of 241 amino acids. The transcript has 3 exons. The record is from RefSeq and is a predicted model, not a curated record. Gene Ontology annotation, cellular component: endoplasmic reticulum membrane. Gene Ontology annotation, biological process: cellular response to misfolded protein.